This is a messenger RNA of Mesorhabditis spiculigera, 462 nucleotides long. The record is from the annotation of a GenBank genome assembly. NCBI's taxonomy places the organism in Eukaryota, Metazoa, Nematoda, Chromadorea, Rhabditida, Rhabditidae.
AUGAGCAAGAGCGCCCCCAUGUACUCUGACGCCGACCCCAACAUCUCGAUCGUCAUCUCGAAGCGUGGCCCCGCGCCGAAGACGCUGAAAUCUCAGUCGGCCGUCAACGCCGCUCUUCGCGCCGGCGCCGCCGUUGAGACUCAAAAGAAGAUGGCCGUCUCGGCCAACCGGCAGCAUACUUCCAACAAGAACACCCUACACCUUGACGAAGAGACCGAGGAGCUGCACCACGACCGAGUCUCCCUCAACCUCGGCAAGGUCAUGCAACAAGCCCGCGCCACGAAGGGCUGGACCCAAAAAGACCUGUCCACCAGGAUCAACGAGAAGCCGCAGGUGGUGGCCGAGUACGAGAACGGCAAAGCCGUCCCUAAUCAACAAAUCAUGAACAAGCUCGAGCGAGCCUUGGGCGUCAAGCUGCGCGGCAAGGACAUUGGACAGCCGCUGGCAGUGGGCCCCAAAAAA